AUGACUGGAAAUAGAGAAAGCGGCCCAGAAGGCCAUCAACAUGGCAAGAAGAAGGUCAUGCUGAAUAUCCCACAUGGCGCCCCACAGCGAAGCGAACGCUCCUGCAAAAAGAGCGUGUUGGACGACUUCUGCAUAGUUCGCCACCCUGUCACAAAAGAGGCAGCCAUGAAGAAGAUGGAGGACAAUGACACUGUGGUCUUCGUUGUCGACCGGAGGUCGAACAAGUCGGCCAUCAAGGCGGCUGUUGAGGAGAUGUACAAAAUAAAGGUGGCCAAGGCGAGCACACACAAUGGCCCAAAGAAUGUAAAGUAG
Molecule: messenger RNA, 312 nt
Organism: Mesocestoides corti
Lineage: Eukaryota; Metazoa; Platyhelminthes; Cestoda; Cyclophyllidea; Mesocestoididae
Source: the annotation of a GenBank genome assembly